GUUGCGAACGAAACCUCCUGCAUAGGUUCUGUGGCAACGCACCGGCCGGAUAGCCGGAGAAUUUUCAUACCGGUAUACGGAUGGAGAUCAGUCUGACCUAUUUCCGGCGGUUGUUCUACUUCUCCAGUUGUGUGGCACCUCCGUCAUGUCUCCAUUCCCACAAGGAAUACUCUCGUGUUCCUGCGUUCAGUAGUACCAGCAGAAGCCAAAAGUGGCGAAAUCUUCUCAGAAAACUAGUGAGAGAAAGCAAGAGCAUCUGUGGAUCCAAGCCCUUAACGUUUCAUUACGACGCUGAGAGCUACUAUCAGAACUUCGACGAUGGUUUUCACAACGAAGACUCCAGAAGCAGGGUCUUGCUUGGAUCUACCAGUUCAGAAUUCAAGUUUAUUUCGUAGAGGAAAAAGAUCAAGGAGAAUAAAGACGAGACGAAUUUAUCAUUAUUGUCCAACACUGGAAUUGCUUACUUCACCAUGCGGAUGCAACCAUGGAUUAAUCGAUCAGCUUAGACAUCAACAUUAAUCAUUCUGUUAUAGUUAGAUGCGAGAGAUAAGGCAAUGAGCAUUACUUUUUCCAGGUCUAUCCUGGCACCAACAGAAGUGCUAUCUGGUGAUGUCUGUAGCAAGUUUUCUGCAUCAGAUAUUAAACAUUAUAGUACUGUGAACUGUAACUCUAACGUCAUAGCUUGGACUUUGACGUGAGGGGCAUGUUAAAGAAUUAAAACAGGAACCUCACCAAUCUAAGCUUUUACGUUUAACGGUUUCUUGAAAUCCACCCAUGAUCACAUUAAAUUUUAAAUGAAAUCUUAUUUGAAUAGUCUCUCGUUAA
This is a messenger RNA of Nelumbo nucifera (sacred lotus), 825 nucleotides long. The record is from RefSeq and is a predicted model, not a curated record. NCBI's taxonomy places the organism in Eukaryota, Viridiplantae, Streptophyta, Magnoliopsida, Proteales, Nelumbonaceae.